This is a messenger RNA of Dreissena polymorpha, 687 nucleotides long. RefSeq lists its product as uncharacterized. Lineage: Eukaryota; Metazoa; Mollusca; Bivalvia; Myida; Dreissenidae. Bases 61 to 687 code for a protein of 208 amino acids. The record is from RefSeq and is a predicted model, not a curated record. The transcript has 2 exons.
UUACGAUCCAGCACUAGACGAAGCAAGACGUGUCCUCAGGAAUAGAUUCUAUCAGCAGAUAUGGCAUCAGCUAAAUCCACUAAAGAUUUUCUGUUGGUAGCUGAAGACUACCUUAGUCGUGGUCAGGUGUAUAGACCGGCAGGAGAGUUUGUCAAGAAACUGGCAUUGUGUCCAAGUUGUUGUGGAGGAAAAAAGGAAGUGGAGCUUUUAUUGGGAGUGGUCAGCCGGAUGGUAGCUCUGGUGAAAUCACAGUCAAACAAGCCUGGACGGCGGAACGUAAAGCCUAACACCGCUUGGCUGAAGGAAACUGCACAGUCACUAGAGACGUACCAGCUGGUCGGCCGUGAUUGGAUAAGUUCUCACGUAUGGAAGCUCCCAUCAUUACCUCCACCCAAACAGCAGGAAUAUGAUCCAACUAGGGGACAGAGGGAUAUCCGAUACCCUAAAGUAGCAGAAUUGUUACAAGCACCGGGGGAGGAUGAAGUCUUGGACUAUGAGGAUUUGGAUGAGGAAAAGUUGUUGGCCUCACCCGUUAACAGUAACAGUACAGCAGGAAGUCCUCGUAGGUCGCCUCGACUCCUGAAAUCUGCCUCUCAUACUCCUGAAAUAAUUUCCUUAUUUCAGGAGUAUGAGAGGCAGAUUUCACAAGUACGGAGGCCAAGCCCAUGGAAGAGGAAACGGUGGUGA